AAGAAAAAUAAAGUUUAAAAAAAAAAAAGUAUGAUUCAGUUUAUAUUCAGACACAAUCAGUUCUUUCUCUGGAUAUAGAUAACAUUUUUCAUCAUUAAGUCCUUCAAAGUAGUCUUGGAUUAUUCUAUUGAUGAGAAUGGCAAAGUCAUUCACAGCUGAUCAUCCCACAGCUUUGCUUUCCCUUCCUACUUUCAGUAUUAUUUUAUUGCAUAAAAUAUAUAUAUAUAUUCCGAAAAGGAGUCCACAGGUUUUAUUUAUUUAUUUUUAACAACUAUUAAAGAAAACCAAGUCUCCAGUUUCCCAAGUAUAAGCUCUUUAAAAUUACCCUAAGAAUGGAUUCUUCAAAAGAGCAUUGCUUCAGUCUUUCCCUAAAGAACCGUCUUACAUCCUUCACCUUCUUGGUCCACCGGAUACAGAUGCACGCUAGAGAAUAAGGACGUAGGGCACCUGGGGUUGGGGACUGGAGCAAAGUAGAAAAGAGAGGACGAGGAUGGUAAAGUCGGGUAAAAAUUACUCCCGACAGUCUCACGGGGGUAGUGUCCGGAACACAGAUGCCUUAGCCCCGAAGGCCUCUCCAGGCUCACUAGCGCUGGCGAAAUUGGGGAAAAGGAGCAGAGGAAAUACAUCUCCUGGAAUGCCUAGCGGUAAAAGGUCCGACAAGUUUUAUCAGUUUCCAGAAUUAAAAACAAAAAACAAGAACGAAAACAAAAACAGAAAAAGCAGCUCUUAACUCCACACUCUUUUCCGGAUAGGUACACGCGUACAUUGUUUAUGGCCUCAUUGGCGGUGUGUGAAGUUGUAGUCACGGGUCCUUCCGCCCCGCUGUGUGACGGGAGAUGUAGUCCCCACUCCUCCCGGCACAGUCUUUCAGGAUGUAGCUGAGGACGGGGGUAGGGACGGUGGGGGCGUGGAGGAGGAAUAAGAACUGCCUACCUUUCCCAGAGGGAACCGCGUUGCCGGCGGGUAGGCCAUCCUUUGGUGACGUUACAGUUUGUGCUAAGAUACAGUCAGCAUCUGGCUUCCCGGCAAGCGGCAUAACCAUGGCGGGGGAGAUGACAAUUCUAGGUUCAGCUGUCCUAACUCUUCUUUUGGCCGGCUAUUGGGCACAGCAGUAUUUGCCUCUGCCUACUCCUAAAGUGAUAGGCAUUGACCUUGGGACCACCUACUGUUCAGUUGGGGCAUUUCUUCCUGGUACAGGAAAAGUGAAGGUCAUUCCAGAUGAAAGUGGUCAUAAUAGCAUACCCAGCAUGGUAUCUUUUACUGAAACUGAUGUUCAUGUAGGAUAUGAUGGAUUGGAGCUGGCAGAUUCAAAUCCACAAAACACAAUAUAUGAUGCCAAACGAUUCAUAGGAAAGAUUUUCACCCAAGAAGAGCUGGAGACAGAAAGUAGUAGAUAUCCAUUUAAGGUGUUAAACAACAAUGGAACUGCUGAAUUUUCUGUGACAAGCAAUGGAACUAUCACUGUUUCUCCAGAAUAUAUUGGCACCCAACUGCUUUUGAAGCUGAAGAAAAUGGCAGAAGACUACUUCGGGAUGCCAGUGUCCAAUGCUGUUAUUUCUGUGCCAGCAGAAUUUGAUCUAAGGCAGAGAAAUUGCACUAUUCAGGCUGCUAAUCUCGCAGGAUUAAAAAUCUUAAGAGUAAUUAAUGAACCCACAGCUGCAGCUAUGGCUUAUGGACUUCACAAGGCAGAUGUUUUUAAUGUCUUGGUGGUAGAUUUGGGUGGAGGAACACUAGAUGUUUCCUUACUCAACAAACAAGGAGGAAUGUUUUUAACCCGAGCCAUGGCAGGAAAUAAUAAACUUGGAGGUCAAGAUUUCAAUCAGAGAUUGCUUCAAUACUUAUACAAGCAGAUCUAUCAAACCUAUGGGUCCCUACCUUUCAGGAAAGAAGAAAUCCAUCGAUUAAGACAGGCUGUGGAAAUGGUCAAGUUAAAUCUGACUCUUCAUCAUUCUGCCUGGAUUUCAGUGUCACUCACUUUAGAGAAAACUAAAGACUUAAAAGAUUCUGCACAAAAUAAGGAACAUAAAAGUAAACCUUCAGAGGACAAAUUGUCUCCAGAAAGUUCCCAUAAUGAGAAUAUUAUGUUCAGAGUUAAUUCUUCUGAAAGAGAUGGAAAACUGAGUGAGGUUCUUUUUGAAACAGAAAUCUCAAGGAAACUGUUUGAUACAUUGAAUGAGGAUCUCUUUCAGAAAAUUCUUGUACCAAUUCAGCAAGUGCUGAAAGAAGGAAAUCUGCAGAAGACUGAGAUUGAUGAAGUGGUUUUGGUAGGGGGUUCUACUCGUAUUCCUCGAAUACGCCAACUGAUUCAAGAGUUCUUUGGGAAGAGUCCCAACACAUCUGUAGACCCUGACCUGGCUGUUGUGAUGGGAGUAGCUAUUCAAGCAGGUAUUGAUGGUGGAUCUUGGCCUCUUCAAGUCAGUGCUAUAGAAAUUCCCAAUAGACAUUUAAGAAAGACCAACUUCAGUUGAAUUAAUUCAUCUCACCUAGUAACCAUUUUCUCUUUAUUAUACCUCUUUAAUACAACAAAUGGCAAAAAUUAAGCCAAGAUACUUUAAUGAAGACAAUUCUCAAAUUUACCAGGAAAUAGCAACAUCUAGAUGUUGGUGAAUUUCACAUAACACUUAAUUUAAGAUUAACUGUCUCCCCAGGCUCCUUCCUCCCCUCAAUAGUCAUUCUUUUGAAUAGAUCUUUUUCCAUAGGAAAGAUAUAUUCAAAAGUGAUGCAUGUUAAAUGAAUUCUUAUAUGGCGGUCAUCUAGAAUACAGGACAUGUAGGACAGAAAAGAUUAUAAGCAUUAUUUAUAAUUGCAUUUUGUAAAAAUAGAAUAGUGCCAUUUGUGAGAUGUAGUUUCCUACCAAAUUUUAUUAAUGGAAGUUGUUAGAUUGUUUGUAACUAGUACUUUGAAAUAUCUGUCCUGAAAGUGUUGCUAUGACACCUGGCUCCAGCUCCAGGUAUUUAUAGUGAAUAGAAAAUAAAGCUUAGCAGUAUUAAUACUGACAACAUCUAUAAUGCUCACCAUUACCUUAUCCAAACUAUUCUUCUUAAAUUGAUGUAAAAUUGACCCUCAAAAAUCAAAAUGUCAUAUAAUACUUGUUGAUAAUGUUUUGCUUUAAAGAACUACUGGAAAAAUGCCAAAGAUGAAUUAAAUUAUGGGAGAAAUUAUGUUUUCUUGUACUUUUGAAACUUUUAGGUUUUGAAAUUUCAGAUACUCUUUUUCAAGGUGCUUAAAAGUUUCCUAAUGUUCAAAUUUCCAUACUAUUUAGAUUUUAAGCCCAAAAGUAAAUGUCAAUUUUAUCUAAUAUAUUUGCAUUGGUUUUCAUAAAACACUUUAAAAAUUUUGAACAUUCAAAAAAUGAUUUUUCCCAUAAUUUAAAAAUGUUUUAGAAAAAGAAAAGAGUAGUGUAGGUCCUUUGGGUAAUGACUUUGUGUCCUUCAUUACAUUUGAACCUUUAAGAAAAGUGAAGUCUAAACACAAGUUUUGUUGAUGGGUAAGAAAUGUAAUUUUUAACUUUUUAAACUCUAAAAGUGUUUAAUUAGUUCUACAGUGUAAGUAUGAACAGCAGAAAUAAUAGUCUUCACAUUCCAAAAAUAAUAUCCAUUUUCUAUGGAUUUUCUCCCAUUUUCUACCUCUCAACGUGUUAGUGUAGUCCAGGAAGGGAACUUGUGCCCUCCAAAUUCCCCCAUGCAAACUGGGGUAGCCUUACAAAAUUUUGGAGGCACUGAGCAGUAACUAUUCAUAGCUAUCUCAGCUAUUGGAUCGGGUUUAUAUGAGAAAAAUAGUAUGACAUCUGUGUGGGAUAAUUUAUAUGUAAAUGUUUUUUUCCCUUUUAAGGACAUAAUUCAUUUUGGAUGUAUAUGUAGCUUAUAGUUUGUAGUAUACAGUAUUUUUUUUUUUUUAGCAAGGUCCUUAUCUAGUUGCAGAAACAGAAUGAAUUAUUUAUUUUUUAUCAGAGGGAAGUCUUGGUACUGUAUUUUCGCUCAGACCACUGAAUUAGCAACAGGUUUUGAGUUUAACGAAUUGUAAAUAACAGAUAUGAAGAUUUUUUUCAUGUGUGUAAAUGAUUGAUAAAUCUCAGUGAAGUAACACUUUCAGUUUCUUUUUAAAAUUGUGCACUUUAUUCUCCAUUUUGUACCAUUCAGCUAAACCACUGUUUGGCAACCUGGUACAGAUUGGAAUGUAUAGAAGAUGGGAAUAGUAGAUUUUGGGAAUGAAGUUGAAGCAGCACUUAUGGUCAUUGGUAAAGCCAUGAAAUUCAUUUCUCAGUAUGUAGAAUUCUAAUAAGCCUUAGUGCUUAUACUCAAGCUUUUCUUCCCAUUCUUGAAACUAUAGUCUGAAUAAAAAGCAAACAUUAUAAAAAUGUUGCCAUAACCAAAGUAGGUAAUUCCUAAUUAUAUAUUAAAACCCAAAAUAAUAUAGUACUAAAAAGUAGAACAAGAGAGUGAAAACUUUAAUUUCUUAGUAAAGUACUGUAUUAAUAUUUGGAAUAAUUCAAUUAAAUUGUGUUUUAAUAAAUUUUGUUAAUGUGCCCUUUUAAAACUGAGUACUUUCCAAUAAAAAUUACAAAUUAUUUUCAAUAAUACAAUUUGUUUCUGAAUGUCUGUUUUCUUCUUAGCUAAUUUAUUAUCCUUGCAAAUUAGGAAUAUUUAUGGCUUUAAGGAUACCACAGUCUAAAUAAGAGUUUACAACUUUUAAGUUUAUUAUCAUUUAGCCUUCCUUGGCAUAACAAUGUGGUUCUCUAUGAUACCCAUGUUUAUGAGGUCAUUUCUAAAUCACUUUGGAAAAGGUCUAGCAAUUGUUAGGUUUUAAAUAAAAUUUACAUUUAUAUCUUUUAUUUUUAAUUUGUUUUUUAAUACCACUGAGAUAUCUCUGCCAAUAUCUUUCCUCCUGCCACCUGCCAGAGCACCAUCCUAUAUAACAAAUAUUUUGAAAUAAAUAAAUAAAAAUUUAAAAAUUAGCAAAACAGAUCAAUACUGAAAAAGUGAAAAUAUAUUCAGUGUCUAAUGUCCAUAGUCCUCUCCUACCUCUAUAGAGUAGUAGGGUGGAGGUUUCUUCUCGUUAUUCUUUCUUGGUUCCAUACUUGUUCUUUGUAAUUUUCCAGCAUUCACUUUUGGCUAUUUUCCAAUUAUUCCUUCUGUUGACAUAUUCAUUUUCAUUGUUUCAGUGUUUUUUCUACUCUGCUUCAGAGCAUGUAAAUCUUUCCAUGCUUCUAUGUAUUCAUGAUAUUCAUCAUUUCUCUUAGCACCUUGACAUUCCAUGAUAGUCAUGUAUCACACAAUUUAUUAGGACAUUCUCCAGUUAGUGGGCAUCUACUUUGCUUUCAAUUCUUUGCCACCACAAAAAAUGCUGCUAUAAAUAUUUUGGUGUAUAGAGGGACUUUUUUUUUUUUUUAUCACUAAUGAUCCCUUUGGGUUAAAACAUAAAUAUUUAAGAACUGAUUCUCUGGAGAAGAAAUGUACACAUGAUAUGUUUUUUAAGUUCAGUUUAUUAAGACUUUCUCCAUUUUUCUUAAUUUUUAACAAUCAACAAAAUCACAUCUCAAGCCCUGCUUUUUUUUUUGUUGUUGUUGUUUGCUGAUUUUUGAGGUGUAAUUGCUCACUUUGAAAAUUUUAACAUAUCAGUUCUCAUGAACCAGCUCAAGCUGGCUUCAGCACAUCCCUGAUUAUAAAAAGUCUUAUAAUAGGAAUAUUUGGGUCAAAUGGGUACAUAGGGUAUAUUUUGAUGACUUUGUAUAAGCUCAGGAUGCUUUACAACAAUACGAGUUUGUAUUGAUUCAUACCUAUAACUACAAUGUACUCAAUCUCUCCAAAAAAUUCCCAUCUUUGCUAAGCUUUGCUAAUAUACUAUAUUUUAUGUGAACUUUGAGGAUCGUUUUUGUAUUUCUCUUACUACUAUUGAUUUUGAAGCAUUGUUUUCAUAUGGUUGUUAAACAGUUUGCAAUUCUUUUGAGAAAUGUUGGUUUGUAUCUUUUGACCACAAAUAUUAUAAUAACUUCUGGAUAUAUGUGUGCAUUUUAUAUAUAAA
Molecule: messenger RNA, 6021 nt
Organism: Antechinus flavipes (yellow-footed antechinus)
Lineage: Eukaryota; Metazoa; Chordata; Mammalia; Dasyuromorphia; Dasyuridae
Gene: HSPA13
Product: heat shock protein family A (Hsp70) member 13
Exons: 5
Coding region: 1041-2468 (475 amino acids)
Biological process (GO): cellular response to unfolded protein; protein refolding; vesicle-mediated transport
Cellular component (GO): cytoplasm; nucleus; cytosol
Molecular function (GO): ATP binding; heat shock protein binding; ATP-dependent protein folding chaperone
Source: RefSeq, a predicted model, not a curated record